AUGCUUGCCGACUCUAUUGGAAACCAGCUUGCGGGAGGCGACGCACCAAAACUCCGAACCGCAUGCGAGAAUUGCAGACAAUCCAAAGUCAAGUGCAAUCUGUCUGGCAAGAAGGUGUGUACUCGCUGCCUCCGGAAUGGACUGCAAUGUCAAUAUGGAUUCGCCAAUCGCUCCGGUAAACCAAAGGGUAGUAAAAACCGAGCGACGCUGAGGAAACUGGGCCAAUUACCGGAGGAAAAGCCUCCUGUUCGGGGAUAUCGUGGUGGCCGGCUGGUGCCUCCUGUUGUAGAUCGUAAGCCGCUAGUGAACGCAGGCUAUCAAGCGCAUAUGAGUGAGGCAAUGAUAGAUGAUGAUGUCUGCUUGAUUUCAGGCUCAUCAAGUCUUUGGGAUAGCCCACAAGGUCUUGGCACUCUAUCUCUGGAAACGCCCAUAUGUCCCUCGCAAAUGAGAGCAGUGGGUGGCUCACCCUUUGCGGACUUUAUGGAUGCUUGCCCUCCCUUCUCCAUCGGUCUAGGCUACCCGCAAACUCCAGUGACACCCACGUUUCUCGCAUCAGAUCCACUGGGAGAUGGCAUGACAAGCCCACCACUUAGUGGCUCCGUAUCCUCACCUUACCCAGGGAUAGUAUCGUGCGAAUGUGUUGAUAUGCAGUUGUUCCAUAUGAAUCGACUGAACCAACUCCUGGCCGAGUCUCAGCCACUCCGCUUCGACCAGAGCUUGCAGACAAUCAAAGCGACUUUUUGCGCUGGGCAAAUCUUCCUACAGUGCCGGACAUGCGCCAAGGAUAGUUCCAAUCUGCUGCUCCUCAUUUCCGUUCUCAAUUUGACUCUGCAGCUAUUCGAGUACUGGAUAUCGCGGGAGACUUCUCGAGCGCCACAGGCGGAUCACGGAGUCGAUAUCAGAUAUGGAUACUACGAGGUCCGUCAUGAGGAGAACCUACAGAUACGCAAGUUUUUACUCCGAGGUCUACUUUUGCAGUGUAGAGAGUUGCUCUCCCUGCUAACAACGACUAUCAAUGCCUCCUACCUGGACGGUGAGAGCUCGGCCGUGGUAAAGACGACUACCGGAGAGACAGAUCACCAACCCUGGUCCUCUCCGGGUAGUCUGUGCACCCCCUUGUCCGACCUUGACCCCGAGUUAUUGAAUCACAAUGAUUCUGAGAGCAAGUGUCUGCUGCCGAUCGUCGCGGGUUACGAGGCAACUGUGGAUGCAUUCCUUCAGACCGUGUCGAUGAAUGAAUGCAUCUGUGGAUCGAAAUGUGGAGAUGAAUCUGUUUAG
Molecule: messenger RNA, 1278 nt
Organism: Penicillium cataractarum
Lineage: Eukaryota; Fungi; Ascomycota; Eurotiomycetes; Eurotiales; Aspergillaceae
Product: Zn(II)2Cys6 transcription factor domain-containing protein
Exons: 2
Coding region: 1-1278 (425 amino acids)
Biological process (GO): regulation of DNA-templated transcription
Molecular function (GO): zinc ion binding; DNA-binding transcription factor activity, RNA polymerase II-specific
Source: RefSeq, a predicted model, not a curated record